UGAUUGGUCAGGUGUGCAUGUCUCAGCUGGGUACACUCACUCAGUCAUCACUGCCUCCAGUCUGUGUCUGAACAUGUACAGUAUGCGCACGGGGCUAGCCAGAUGUCUCUACAGUCUUCUGCUACUACAGGGCCGUACGUGGACUCGUGCGUGGACACAUGGGGUCUCCCAGCCAUGCGCAGCAAGACCACAUGAAGACGGGUUGUAACAUCACGCCACAUGGUGGCACCUGGGCCCUUAGGAUGUGCUUUUGGUGGCAUAUUACGGCACGCGCUACCUAGAGAGGGCCACUGAGGAAGAGUGAGUGGACAGGGGCCAAAGUCGCGGACGCUUGAGUGUAUAGAUGUCUCUCCAACUGUAGUCCUUCUGUCUUCAAGCUGAUCGUGGGCACUGCUACGCACUGGCAGCCAUAGUCUACCAUUCCCGUGAUGCGUGUGGAAGAGACGAACACACGCUUCCCGCCGCCCCCUCGGGAGGGCGUUGACUGGUCGACACAAUCCGCAGAUACCUUCACCCACAGCCAUGUCGAAUCUCGACGGUGCGCCGCGACAGGCGAGUGGUCUCAACCGGUGCUGGUGGAAGAUCCGUAUCUGCGCGUACACGGCCUCGCGCCUGUCUUCCACUACGGCCAGGAAGCCUACGAGGGUUUGAAAGCCUUCCGCACACCUCACAACGAGAUCCGCAUUGUCAGGCCCGACUACCACGCGAGGCGGUUCCGUCAGUCGGCCGAGCUCGUCUCGAUCCCUCCGGUCCCGCAAGAUAUCUUCCUCCGCAGCGUAGAAAUGGCCGUGGCCCACAAUGCCGAGUUCGUGCCUCCCAACGACGAAGAGAGCAUGCUGUACAUACGCCCUGUCGUCUUUGGCACGGGGGGCUCCAUGCAGCUCAAGCCGAGCGACGAGUACCUCUUUUGCGUCUACGUCACCUGCGCAGGGGCAUUUUACGGCUCAGAGGCUCUGGACUGCCUCAUCCUCGAGGACUUUGACCGCGCGGCGCCAAGGGGGACUGGCUCGGGCAAGGUGGGUGGCAAUUACUCUCCCGUGAUGCGCUGGAGUCGACAGGCCAAAGAGAGGGGAUUCGACAUUACGCUGCACCUCGAUAGCCAGACGCGGAGCGAGGUGGAAGAAUUCACCACGUCGGCCUUUCUCGGCAUCCGUGUCCAAGAGGGGGGCACUCCGACUCUUGUGGCCCCCGACACGAAGAACGUCGUGGACAGUGUCACGAGCGACUGCGCGCGCCGCAUAGCACGCGACCUCGGCUGGGCGGUGCAAAGAAGACCGGUCAAGUACACAGAGCUUGAACACUUUAGCGAGAUUAUGGCGUGCGGUACCGCUGUGGCCCUGGUUGGUAUCCGGUCCAUCACAAGAGAGAGCACCAACGAAGUGUUGCGAUACUCCGACAGGAAUGGAGAAUUGGGCCCCUACACAAAGAUCUUGCAAGAGCAUCUUUGUGACAUUCACAAGGGAAGGGCCGCGGAUCGGUUUGGGUGGAUGCACAAGGUCCCUCCCCCGGAAAAGGCGGCUGAUAGACAGAUAGACCGUCCAGGAGCUCACUAAAGCCUCUUCCACUUCACUCUGUGCCACAUGAUCUUGCUCCGCUGCUUUCUUCCCUUAGCCUACACACGCAUCGAGAGUUGUGUGUUGCUGGACACUGUCGCCACGUGCAAGAUCUCUAUACUACCUUGAGCAUGAGAUGCACUGAUCCGGCGGGGAUAGGCUGCAUGUCGCUUUUUGUGCGGCUUUUGGUGAUUUAGUAAGCCA
Emericellopsis atlantica is the source of this 1757-nucleotide messenger RNA. RefSeq names its product aminotransferase. Gene Ontology annotation, molecular function: branched-chain-amino-acid:2-oxoglutarate transaminase activity. The coding region runs from base 429 to 1553 and encodes 374 amino acids. Gene Ontology annotation, biological process: branched-chain amino acid metabolic process. The transcript has 3 exons. NCBI's taxonomy places the organism in Eukaryota, Fungi, Ascomycota, Sordariomycetes, Hypocreales, Bionectriaceae. The record is from RefSeq and is a predicted model, not a curated record.